This is a messenger RNA of Pistacia vera, 1717 nucleotides long. Its product is annotated as protein SHI RELATED SEQUENCE 1-like. Gene Ontology annotation, cellular component: nucleus. Gene Ontology annotation, molecular function: DNA-binding transcription factor activity; DNA binding. The transcript is spliced from 3 exons. Gene Ontology annotation, biological process: positive regulation of DNA-templated transcription. Lineage: Eukaryota; Viridiplantae; Streptophyta; Magnoliopsida; Sapindales; Anacardiaceae. The coding region runs from base 577 to 1488 and encodes 303 amino acids. The record is from RefSeq and is a predicted model, not a curated record.
UUACAGGAACGGUCAGAAAAAGGUACCAGCGGGUUUUCCGGUGCAAAGGACGAAUAAGGAAAAGCUGAUGCGAUGACACGUGGACUGAUUAAAGCCGUUGGAUGAGGAAGGAAGGGCUGAGAUUGUAAUCUUUAUUUGACAGAUUCAUUGAAACUGGAAGAGAACUGUAGAGAAUUGCCCAGGGAGAGAUUCUUAAUAGUUUUCUUUCCUUCAAACACACUCCCUCUCUCUAUUUCUCUCUCUUAUUCCCACUCACCCACGCACACAGACACUUUCUUUUCUGUCUCAAAAAUACAACAAAAAACCGGUAGUUAAUAAGAGAGAGAGUGUGUGUUUACGAAAGGGAAAAUGGGUUGGUUUUGUCUUAAAUGAGGAUUGUGUUGCAGAGUGACGGUGCAGUUACCAUGGCGGCUUUGCAGAGCUCUAAUUCCGUGUUAUUAUUACUUGGAACAACGAAAGAAAGCUAAGUCAAGCAACCAUCUUCUCUCACUAUUUUACCCUAAAAAUAAUCAAUAAUUUUCAUCAAAAAGCUGCAAAUAACCACUCACAGAGCGUCAGAAUCAGACAAAAUCAGAAAUGGCAGGGUGGUUCUACUUAGGAGGAAGAGAAGGACAAAGCAGUAAACAAGAAGAAGAAGAAGAGAAAGAAGAAAGCCUUUAUUUGUACAGAUCAAACGAGGAGAUCUACAACAAAGGAUUUGAAAUAUGGCCACAGUAUCAUCAUCAGCAACAACAAAAUAUGAACAAUUAUGUCUCGUUUGGAGUGGGUCCUAGUCGAAGAAACUUCAUCAACGUUUCUGAUGACUCACCAAGAUCGGGUUUUACUGUGACAAGACAAGGUGGAGGAGGAGUAGGAGGAGGAAUGAACUGCCAAGAUUGUGGUAACCAAGCAAAGAAAGACUGUGUUCAUAUGAGAUGCAGAACUUGCUGUAAGAGCCGAGGGUUUCAGUGCCAAACUCACGUCAAGAGUACUUGGGUUCCUGCUGCUAAAAGGCGAGAGAGGCAGCACCAACUAUCAGCUUUGCAACGACAACACCAGCAGCAACAACAACAACAACAAAAUAAUCAACAAGAAGAACAACUACAGUUUCGAGGGGAGACUCCUAAAAGGCAGAGAGAGAAUCAAGGGUUGGAACUGAGUCAAUUUCCGUCUGAAGUUAAUUCUCCAGCAGUCUUCCGUUGUGUAAGAGUAAGCGCCAUGGAGGAUCCAGAAGAGCAGUACGCGUAUCAAACGGCUGUUAACAUUGGAGGACAUCUUUUCAAGGGAAUUCUCUACGAUCAAGGCCCUGAAAAUCGUUACACCACUGGAGGUGAGAGCUCUCAGCAAUUGAAUCUUAUCACGGCACCUCCUACAGUGACUACCACGACAACAACACCCGCCACUACCAACCCUUCAGCUGCCACUUUGAUUGAUCCAUCAUUUUACCCAGCUCCACUCAAUGCUUUCAUGGCUGGUACGCAAUUCUUUCCUCCACCCCCAAGGUCUUAAUAGGAGGACUAGCUGCUUCUACUUGAGCUUUUAAAGAAGCUUCAUUUGUCAUGCACCAAAUCUAAAUUGUUGUUUUAUGUGGUUCUAGUAGAUCUUUAACACCCAAUGAGGUAUAAAGCACAUAUAUGAAAAAGAUAUGGAGAAUGCAUAUGAUAUGGGGAUGUUGGUUUUGUUCGAAUUUCAAUUGAGAUUUUCUUGGUUAAAUUUUUUAUAUUAUCGAUGACACAAU